Messenger RNA from Drosophila eugracilis, 3312 nucleotides. It is a transcript of the gene Ipo9, whose product is annotated as importin-9. The record is from RefSeq and is a predicted model, not a curated record. Gene Ontology annotation, biological process: protein import into nucleus. Bases 141 to 3197 code for a protein of 1018 amino acids. Gene Ontology annotation, molecular function: small GTPase binding. Lineage: Eukaryota; Metazoa; Arthropoda; Insecta; Diptera; Drosophilidae. Gene Ontology annotation, cellular component: nuclear envelope; cytosol. The transcript is spliced from 6 exons.
AGCAAAAUUACAAUCGCUUAAAAUAAUUCAGCGAAUUCAGUGUUGGAGAAUGCCCAAGGGCUACAUGUGAUAACCGCGCCGGCUUUCUUUUUGCGAAUUUUGACAUUGCGAAUUACUUUAUUGUGAAGCGCUGCCGCAGAAUGUCGCUGCAAUUCCAAAACGACUGCGGAGAUUCCGUCAAGCAAGCAAUCAUCGAGGAGCUGCAAAACCUUCUCAGCUCAGACACAAGUGUGCUGCAGGAGGCAGAAAAGCGGACAAGGCAGCUGGAGUACACGGAAGGAUAUGGCGUCUACCUUUCUGAAAUCAUAAUGAACCAAGCGCACGAGCUGCCACUCCGCCAGAUCGCAAUUGUGAUGCUCACUCGGUAUGUUGAGAACCAUUGGUCGGAUGACCAGGACAUCAGGGGCAAGUCAAACGGCUGCACGGCCAGUGAGCAGGCAAAACGCACAAUCCGCAACAUCCUGCCCAACGGACUGUACGAUCCAAACUCUAAAAUCCGUUCAUCGGUCGCGCACACCAUAUCUACCAUAGCAGCCACAGAUGACCCCAAUGGUUGGACGGAGCUGUUCGACAUAAUUGUUAAAUGCUUGGGCGGCAAUGAAGACUCUAUUCAUGGAGCCAUGCAAGUCCUGCAGGACUUCACCUACGAUGUUAAGCAGAUCAAGGAACUUGGCCCGGUGGUCAUACCCGAAGUCUAUCGCAUCUUCGACUCUGAGCAGAAUUAUUCUAUCAAAACUCGAGUAUCCGCCAUCCGCAUCUUGAAGCCAUUGUUUGCUUCCAUCGCCACACUAAUCACCAACAAGGAUGAGCAGAGCACCAUGAUGAGCUCCAUCCUGACAAACUUUAUGGACAAACUUAUGCAUUACCUAAGCAUGAACAGCGGGGCCGGAUCGAGUUUCCUUCUCCGCUCAGAAAUCAUCAAGGUGUUUACUCAUUUGGUCAACGAGAUGCCGAAAUACAUCAACCCCUUCAUGGAUCGCGUUCUUCCAAUUGUUUGGCAGCUGCUCACCCAGAUAGCUGAAACGUACGUGAAGGUGUCGGUAAACCAGACUGAGUCAAAUCCGCUGGCUAGUGGCGACAGCGAGGAGGAUGACGAGCAGACCAAUUUUCAAACACUGAUCAUUCAAAUCUUAGAGUUUAUUAACUGCAUAUUGACAUGCAACAAAUUGCGCGGUAGUAUUAAGAAUGUGCUGACCGACCUUAUCUACAUUACAAUUGUAUACAUACAACUGAGUGAGGAGCAGCUAGAGGACUGGCAGGAUGAUCCAGAAAAGUUCGUGGACGAUGAGGAAGACGGCGGCGUGGAGCUCACCGUGCGCAUGUGCGGUCGCGACGUUCUUCUGGCAAUAAACGACGAAUUCGGGGCCAACGCUAUCCAGCCACUGCAGGAGGCUUUGGGCAGGCACUUCAGCGUGGCCGAAGCAGAAAAGGCGGCCAACAAUCCAAAUUGGUGGAAGAUCCAAGAGGCAUGCAUGGAUGCUGUACAUGCUUUCCGCGACAUUAUCCUUGAAGACGACUCUUCGUUUGACCUUCUGAACUAUUUGACAAUAGUUCGUAACUUGCUUGUUCACCAAGAAUCACCACCUCUCGUUGGUCGCGCCCUUUGGACGCUUAGCACCUACUCGAAGUCGGACCUUUACAAUCCACAGAUGUUGGCCGAGAUUCUUGAUGUCACUCUGUGCAGCCUGUCGCCAGAAAAAUCGCACAUCCUCAGGAUAAGUGCCGUCCGCACUUUAAACGGGUUCUUACAAGCAAACGAAACUAUCGAGGGAGAGAAACGAAAUUUGUUGGUGUCCAAGCUGCCCGGGUUUCUGGACGGAAUCAUGUCUUUGGUUCCGGGCUGCAAGGCCACAGUUUUAGCCCUGUUAAUGGAGGCUUUGACCAUAAUGGUUAAAUUUGAUGCUGAAUUCGCAUUCGCUAGCCAGGCAAAGAUCACUCCCCUGGCCAUUGCUGUAUUCCUUAAAUACACUGAAGAUCCGUAUGUGCUGGAAACUGUCCAGGAUCUUAUCAAAGCCCUGUGCCAACGCAAGGAGUGCCUAGGACCGCUGCAGGAAAAGUUUAUUCCAACAAUUGUGAGCAUUCUGAGUCUGACAGGAGAUGCAUCCACGGAGAAGCAGGACAUUGCCUUAGACGUUCUUAACACAAUCGUCCGCUAUACGGAGCCGCCGCUAAGUAAUUCUCUGCUAGAGACAGCCUUUCCCGCCAUAAUCAACUGCGUACUGCGUACGGACGACCAUGCUGUCAUGGUAUCCGGUGGCGAGUGCCUCCGCAGUUUUAUUAAUGUCUCCCCGGAACAGAUUUGCAGCUAUAAGAACGGUGAGGGGAUCAACUGUAUUAUGCAGGUUGUUGCCACUGUCCUGCUGAAUCCCAUGAACAGCGAAUUGACAGCGGCUGGCCAAAUUGGACGUCUUGUCAUCACUAUUAUUACCAAGAUGGGCAGUAUGCUCGGCCAGAAUGUGGACAUGCUACUGAAGGCUGUGAUAAGCAAAAUGCAGAACCUCGAGUGCCUGAAAGUGAUCAUGAACCUCGUUUUAAUUUUUGCCCAUUUGUUCCUUACACAAAUGGACGCCGUGCUCAAUUUUCUGUCCACCGUUCCUGGACCCAACGGAGAGCCAGCGAUGCAAUUUGUACUCACCAAUUGGCUAUCACGGCAGAACUCUUUUUUCGGAAACUAUGAACGAAAGGUAACCACCAUGGCUCUUUGCAAACUUUUUGAAUAUGGCGUAGCCACCCAGGACAACCGACUCACCACAAUAACAUUCAAGGAGUUGGUGGACGACCCCACAGAUACGCGCAGACGAACUCGGUCUGUGGCAGCUACAACCCAGAAGUGGGUGACCAUUCCGGCUCUAGUCAAAAUCUUUAAGGUUUUGAUUUCUGAGUACCAGCAUUUCCAGGAAAGCAAAAACGAUGAACCUCUUACGGACAGCGGCGAGGACGACGAGGAUGAAGAUGCACCCGGAAAUGCAUCCAAGCCUCGCUACAUCUCCGAUCUGUUCGAAUCGGACGAGGAUAAUGCUGAUGAUGAACAGCUUUUGCAGGAGCUGCUUCAGGAGACUAAUUACCAGGGCGAUAUUGGCGACAACCUGCAGAAGUUCCUUACUACUUUCGCGCAGAAUGAACACUUUCCCACUUUUUAUGAACACCUUACCGAAAACGAGCGCCUCAUCCUGCUCAGCAAAGUGCAGCAGAAGUAGCAGGCUGCAUAUAUAGGAACCCUCCUUUUUUAUAUGUUGUACGUCGAAUUGUGUUAAUUGUAUUUAUAAACUGUUGCUUACCCUUGAAUUGAAUACACAUUUAUAUAUUUUCUAA